Messenger RNA from Symbiodinium necroappetens, 959 nucleotides. Lineage: Eukaryota; Dinophyceae; Suessiales; Symbiodiniaceae. The record is from the annotation of a GenBank genome assembly.
AUGCAGGUGCGCUUUCAGUCCGAUUCCGUACUGCAGGGACUCUGGUCCUUGGUUCCCAACGGCCGCAUGGGCUGGGUUGUCACCUUAUUUGGAGUCCUGGCGGUGCUGUCCGUCUUCCCCAGCCACACUGGCGCCAUCGUGCACGCGCAGAAGGAUGCCCAAGCAGGGGGAUCUGGGAAGCUGCGGACUGGAAUAGAUUGGGACAAGGAGAACAAGCUCCCGCCCUGGAUGAGCUCCAUCACCGAGGGUGCCAGCCAAGCCAUCGCCGUGGUGCUGGGCCAGUCCUUAAAACCCGAUGGCUCGGCUCCCCAAGUCUUGCUGGACCGAGCCGCGAUGGCUCGGAAGCUGCUCCAAGAAGGGGCUGUCAUGAAAGUGGUGGUGUCUGGUGGAGAUCCCGCAAACGUGGGUCAUACCGAGGCCUCGAUGUUUGCGAAGGUCCUGGUAAGAGAGGGCAUUCCGGAGGAAGCUAUAAUUACUGAGUCGCAGGCCACGACUACGGCCGAGAAUGCUUGGUUUUUGCUGCGCUGGAUCCCCAAGGGGACUGGCCGAUUGUUUAUCAUCACGUCGGACUUCCACAUGCCACGGGCCACUUACAUAUUCAAGGCGGUUCUCAACCAUUUUUACAUGAUGCUGGAGGAGAGGUACAAGAAGGACAAGCAAGUCCAAGAGGUAUCCCCGGCUCGAGCUUGUGCAGGCUGUGUUGGGUGGGGGGAGAUUGUCCGAAAGUCCCGGCUUCUGGACUCUGAGGACAUCAACGACUUCUCGCUGGCGAAGCGUGCGCGCGACGAGUUACGAUUCCUGGGCUCCGGGGAGGUGGUAAACUCGCUUUAUGGGGAGCCCGUGAGCAACAUCUUGUAUAUUUGGCCGAUUCAGAUCAAUGUGACCGAGGAUCCCGACUAUCACCAAACUUUCCCGGCAGCCCUGGCGGAAGCCGAGAAUACUGCGGAGGGCCUCUGUAA